AUGAAGAAUACGGAACUUAGUCAAAAAAAAAAAUUAGAUAGGCAGAGUAGAAGAAAGCCUGCAAAGUCGUGCCACUUUUGUAGAGUAAGAAAGCUCAAGUGCGAUCGAGUAAGACCGUUCUGUGGAAGUUGCUCUUCUCGAAAUCGAAAGCAAUGUGAAUAUAAAGAAAACACUUCCGCCAUGGAGGACCAACUCAGGAAAAAAUACAGGAGAUGUUCAAAAUUAGAGAUGGCUCGUCGUAUUGAAGAGCUUGAAUCUCAGCUAACAAAACAAUCCCAGCCUAACAUUCACGAAGGACAAAACCCUCUUUCCAACAUGAGAUAUUUAUCUUCAAAGCACAAUAGGCACAUUCUUUAUGGACCAACGUCGUAUCGAGCAAUAUUAGCAACUCAAACAGAUACUUUUGCCAAAUACAGAGAGGAGAUAUGGCAAGUCCUAAAACUCAGCCGUAACAACUGGAAAAGAGAGCAUCAUUACUCAACACUCUCGGAGAUUAGUUCCAUUGAGACUGCCCCACCGCACUCAGGCUCACCAAGUGUUAUUGAAUACUUAUGUGAAUCGCUUCCAAAUUAUGAAGUUUUGUGUGAGUAUUUAACUGAUUUUUUUGCUAGCGAUUUUUACGAUAGUUACCAAAUUGUUCAUAAAGAAAAAGUAUUAAGGGAUCUGCAAGAUUGUUUUGUUAAAGGCCCAAGAAGUCAUAAAACUGGUCAGCACACAAUAAUUUCCCUUAAUCUGGACAGUAAAAAAAAUUAUUAUAAAGUGGGUGUUAUGACAGCCAUUAUGUGCUUAGCAUCCCAUCCAAAAGAAGUGCCAGAGGCUAUUGAAGUCUUCCAUAAAGUUUUAACGUCUUUUGUUUCGGCUAAAGUUUUUUAUACUGAGCGUGUGCAAUUUUUAUUUUUACGUUACCUGUACAUAAAUGUGGCGGGUCUUGACGGGGGCGAUCAGUCACAUUGCAUAUUUAUUCAUGGUCUGACAAUUGACACAGCUAUCCAUAUGGGCCUUAAUGAAGAUCUUCGUCGUUUAUAUCUGAGUAAAAAUCAUCCAAUAGAGGAAAUACCUUACUUGGAGAGAUUGUGGUUAUGGAUCCUAUUCACGGACGUUAAAAUUUCACUCUCUACAGGAAUUCCGGUCCGAAUCAACGACGAUUUUGUAAACAAGGUACGUCUAGAAAACUAUUCUUCAUCAGGGGACAUCCUUCUGUAUAAAACAACAUUAAGACUGAGAAAUAUUAUGAAACAAAUUCAUGCUCGUGAGAAACCGCCUGACAUUCCACUCAUCAUCGAGGACUUAAAAAAGUUCACCAUUAAAAUGUUUAAGCCGUUGGAUUUUUACUUAAAUGCAUCUAAUUUAAAUGGUAAUGAGUUCACCGAACUUCAAUUAUGGCAUGCAACUCUCCAUAUGAUAGGAAGUUUAUCCAAUCUUUAUACCUUAACACAUCAAGAUUUUGAUGCGAGAAUAUUCAAUUUUAGCGUCCUGGCUCCACUAAAUUCAUUACAUUUGUGCUUUAAUGUCCUUGAGACCUAUUUUGAAUUAGACAACAGCAAAUUAUCUUCUAAGUCAUUAUGCCUCUCCAAAAAAUGGCCCCAUUUAAACAAUGCGUUGUUUCUUAUUUAUGUGAACGCUUUCAGAGCAUUAAUUCAAAUUUAUACCAUUUUUCUACAGUAUAUGGAAAAUAAAGAUAUCCAAUUAUUCAUUCAGAGAAAUUCGUCCGCACUAACUUAUUCUAUAUGUCCUGGAGACUUUGAGGGUCCACACAAUAAGUGUAUUUCACUGAAAAUUGCAUUUAAAGAAAUGGAAAACAUAUUUGAUCAUAUUCACCAAGAAAAGUUGAAACCUCUUACUCAAAUUUGGCAAAACUCCUAUUACUUUUCUAUUAUUAUAUCAAUGGAAAAAAUAGGAAGAAGAGCUUUUAACAAAGGAAUGAAAAAUAUCGAUGAAGGGCCUGAAACCGAAAAUGAUGCAACUGAAAACAGUUUAACAACUAUACUAAAUGAUUUAGAGGGACCUUUAGAAGAUUUCUCGGAAAAUUUCAUCGAUGAUAUAUUAGGUUCUCCAAGUGCCUUCUUUGAUACAGCUAUUUCCGGGUGGAGUAAUUUUGAGGACUUCUUUUCCAGAUAG
This is a messenger RNA of Saccharomyces cerevisiae S288C, 2118 nucleotides long. RefSeq lists its product as uncharacterized. Gene Ontology annotation, cellular component: nucleus. NCBI's taxonomy places the organism in Eukaryota, Fungi, Ascomycota, Saccharomycetes, Saccharomycetales, Saccharomycetaceae. Gene Ontology annotation, molecular function: DNA-binding transcription factor activity, RNA polymerase II-specific; DNA binding; zinc ion binding. The transcript has a single exon. Gene Ontology annotation, biological process: regulation of DNA-templated transcription; DNA-templated transcription; regulation of transcription by RNA polymerase II. The record is from RefSeq and is marked reviewed. Bases 1 to 2118 code for a protein of 705 amino acids.